This is a messenger RNA of Daldinia childiae, 486 nucleotides long. RefSeq lists its product as uncharacterized. NCBI's taxonomy places the organism in Eukaryota, Fungi, Ascomycota, Sordariomycetes, Xylariales, Hypoxylaceae. The transcript has 2 exons. Bases 1 to 486 code for a protein of 161 amino acids. The record is from RefSeq and is a predicted model, not a curated record.
AUGACAAAAAGCUGCUUACCUGCGUUCCCGCUCGUCGUCUUCGGCAUCGUCGAGCCUAUUCUUCUCAUAUGGGCCUACAUCGUAGCCCUCCGCGACCCUACCGCCUUCUUCGCCGCGCAGGCCCCCAACCAUGCCCUCCCCGUCUCCGAGCCUCUCCCCCCUCAAGCGCUAGUCUUGCUUCUACAGCUUAUCAACGUAUUCUUGUUACUAGCGGGCCUAGCCGUCGUCUGUUCCUGGACACCGCACGCUUCCGUCGCCCGUUGGUAUUUAGUCGUUGUAGCGUUCGCAGAUUACGGCCAUAUCUGGGCAUGCUACCGGGGCGUCGGCCCGGAAUUGUUCUGGAACACUGCCGAAUGGAAUGAUAUGCUGUGGGGCGGCGUUGGCGGGAGUGCGGCGUUGAAUGUGGUCCGUUGGCUUACGGUAUUCGGAGUGUUCGGGGCGCUCGGGAGGCCGCGGGGGCCGGGGAGUGCGAAGAAGAUUGCUUGA